CGUGGAGUGUGAGCGCGCGCCGGCCGCCCAGAGUCGCGGAGUGGGCGGGGGACGGAGGGCGCGGUGACAGUGGACAGUGCCGGACCGGUGCCGCUGUGUGGCGGCGGUCAGUGUCGGACCGCAGCUCCGCCCGGCGCCAGCGGGUGUCUGAGGGAGGGUCGCGGGUCGUGUGCCGGCCGCGUCCGUCGGUAGGGCAGGCGACGCGCCGCCCGCCCAUCCAGCUCACACCAUGCUACAGAAGGUCUCCCCGGAACCCAUGGAGAACUCGAGCGGCUACGUGUCCAACACCAACUCGAUGAAGCCGCCGCCGGUCAAAUACGCCACGGUGGGCCGCAGCCGGCCCGGCGGCGUGAAGCGCACCUCCUCUCUGGUGGUCUCGCAGCCAGUCGUGCCGCCGCCCGCCGUCUACAAGGCGCCGCCGAGACAGCGCGAGCUGCGCAAACUCUACAAGAACGACCUCUCCCGGCCGUCGUCCCAGGCGUCCCGCAGUAGCGGCGGCUCGGGCGCCGGGCGACGGCCGUCCUCGCGCAGCUCGCGUGAGGCCAUGUCGGAGCGGGCGUCACGCCAGCGCGCUGGCUCCACCCGCCGCUCGUCCUACUCCAAAGUCCGCCGACCCGAGUCUCGCACCUCCUCCAAGGCGCUGAUCCUGCGCCGUCGCGAGUCCAGCCGCCGCGACGCGCCGCAGCGGUCGUCCUCGAUCCGCUCUGGCCGCGAAGCGCGCGAUGUGCGUCCCGACUCGCGCGCCUCGCAGGCGAGUCAGCGGCCGGCCGGGAAGCAGUCUCGCUCCAUUUUUGGCUCGUGGAAGCCGCGCAUCACCCUGCGCCGCUCCAAGUCGCUUCAGGUGAAGCCGGAGCCGGUAAAGAAGCGAGAGAUCCGCUUUGGCGACGAGUACGAACCGAGUGUGAUCAUGAUGAAAGGCGUGGAGCACCGGCGGUCGGAGGCGGGCGCGCGCUCCAUGUCGGCGCGUGCCGACGCUCCGCCGUCGGGUCGCCGUCUCACACAGACCCUGAACCGCCCGCCGCGCCGCUCCAGUCCGCCGACCCGCUCUCAGCGCGCCUCCAGCGCCGACGUGACGCGCCGACUGGAGCCGCUGGGAGAGGCGCCCCAGGAGAGUCCGCCGAGGGCCCGCCGGUACCGACCCAACGAGCGGGCCGGCCGCGCGCCCUCGGAGCUCUCCAGCUCGUCUCCGCGCGCGCCCGUGUGGCGGGCCGACUCGGAUGGCUCUCUGUCGGACACGAUGACGGCCCGCUCGCGCGGCUCGACAGUCCGCUCAGCGCGGCACGGCGACAGGUACGCGGCGCGAUCGCAGCGGUCCCGCACCCGAGUCUCAGAGUCCAGCGGCGACAGAAAGAAUGCCGGAGUCAUGGGCUUCCUGCGGCGCAAGUUUUCACUGAAACCUCGCGACAAGCCGUCACCAGCGCCUGUGAAGAAACGCGAGCGAGCAUCAUCGUCAUCACUGUCCUCGCUGGAGCGACCGGCGCGUCACAGCAAGCUGAAGACGGCCAAGUCUCACGAGGUACUGACGGUGGAGCCGGGGCGAGCCGAGGUGGACACGGAGCGGACUACAUAUCGCUCUCUGCCGCGCACACAGCACCGGAGCGGCGCCGGCGGAACGAGUCUAUCGCGCCGGCUCUCCUCCCUCGGCUGGGCCACCGUCGGGCGGCCGACCGAGCGCAGCCACAGCUUCCGCGACGAGCCGCGCAACAACGAGCGGCUGGACCUGCCGGCGCCGGUAGCGCCGCCCAAAGCCACCAACGAGACGAGUCGCGGCCGGCCGCGCGCGCCACCCGAGGAGGAGCAGCCGAUCCAGCCCAUCAUCCAGCAGCGGCGCGCCCUCUCACAGCCGUCCCUGUUCCACCCGGCUGAGGAGCGCGAGCCGCCACAGGAGCCGUUCACGCACUACGCCAACCUGCCGUUCCAGCUGUCUGCACGGCACCGCUCCUCGCCAGACCUGACCGAGCCGCUGGCGACGGCUCCGGCCGCGCGCGCCGCCUCCCAGCCGAGCCUGGUGGUGGCGGGCCGGGCGAGUCGGCGCUCCUCCGCCUCCUCCAGCAGCCUCGAGUCUCCGGACGAGCGGCGCCACUCGUCGCGCGGCCGCAGCUCGGCGCACGGCGCGCACCGCAAAGGCAUCCUGAAGCGGCAGCGCUCGACUGAGCGGCGCCACGACGGCGUCAAGAACGUCAACGUGACGCGCGACCUGGACAAACACGGCCGUCAGCGACAGCACGGCGUGCUGCACGACAUCGCGCACAACAUCAAAAACGUCUUCCGGCACCGGAAGAGCAGCGACCGGCAGCCGUCCGAGGGCCGCGCGGUCGUCCCCUCGGGCGACUCGGUCGUCUCGGAGCGCUACGUCAACGUGACCAACUCGCACGAGGAGCACGAGUCGGGCCGCCGCGAGGAGGAGGUCCACCAUCUGGGCUCCGUCUCCAACGAGGAGGUGCAGCGCGCCAUCCGGGACGGUGUGGACGCCCGCCGGCUAGUCCAGCGCCAGGUGAGCGCCGGCUCCGGCGGCGGCGGCGCCGUGGUGGAUCCGCGCGCGCCGCAGCGCCGCCUCCUCCACCAGCACGGCCGCAGCUGGCGCACCGUCGACACCGACGACCUGCGCGAGACGAGCCGUCGGGACCGGCACGGCGAGCUGCGCACCGAGUCGGCGCAUACCCACCAGCACGAGGAGUACCACGACGCCAAGGUGCGGCCACUAGAGGGAGUGCUUUCAGGGAGGGAGACGGGUGAUGUGUAG
Molecule: messenger RNA, 2743 nt
Organism: Amphibalanus amphitrite
Lineage: Eukaryota; Metazoa; Arthropoda; Thecostraca; Balanomorpha; Balanidae
Product: serine/arginine repetitive matrix protein 1-like
Exons: 3
Coding region: 230-2743 (837 amino acids)
Source: RefSeq, a predicted model, not a curated record